Molecule: messenger RNA, 1299 nt
Organism: Pyrus x bretschneideri (Chinese white pear)
Lineage: Eukaryota; Viridiplantae; Streptophyta; Magnoliopsida; Rosales; Rosaceae
Product: N-alpha-acetyltransferase 40
Exons: 8
Coding region: 182-988 (268 amino acids)
Cellular component (GO): nucleus
Molecular function (GO): histone H2A acetyltransferase activity; protein N-terminal-serine acetyltransferase activity; histone H4 acetyltransferase activity
Source: RefSeq, a predicted model, not a curated record
UCUCAACUUUUUUUUUAUGAUAAAAAAGUUUUCAACUUGAGAAUUGAUAUCCAACAAAAAUAAACUUGAAAUUUAAUCGGAAAAAAAAUAUUUAAAGCUUUACUUAUCACUUAAAUAAAUAAAAGAAAAGAAAAAAGUUCGCACCUUGGUUUGCAGAAUCCCGAACUGAGAGUGAAGAGUGAUGAAUGGAGCGCCAAUGGAGACGAAGGGGCUCAAUGCUAACAGAGAAAGCAAGGCCAAUCCGAGCCGCAAAGAGAUAAUCGAGAAGAAGAAGGCCAUGGAUGCACUGUUAAAAGCAGCUUCUGCUGAAAAGGACCAACUUUCUGCUUUCCCUGCCUUUCGCCGUUACCAAGCAAACGGGCUAUCUGCAUUUUUGGAAUCAGGACGCGGGGACAAGCUUUCGUCUUCUGUUAAGCAUUACAUUCAAAAUCUCCUUAAGGCCAAUAUGGAGGGGCUGUAUGGAUCUGAGUGGCUGGUGGAAGAGAGGGUGAAGCGCAGGGAGAUGGUUGCACCUGAAGCACGUUAUAUAUUUGUACGUGAGGCUUCAAAUGCAGGUGCUAGUGAAAUGUUAACAAUGUCGGAGCAAGAAAGUACCUCAGCUAGUUGUGUGGAGAAGAGGGGGCCCAUGGUUGGGUUUGUACAUUUUCGAUUUGUCAUAGAGGAAGAAUUGCCUGUACUUUAUGUGUAUGAAUUGCAACUCGAGCCUCGCGUACAAGGGAAAGGUCUGGGAAAGUUCCUAAUGCAACUAAUUGAGCUAAUUGCUCGCAAGAACCACAUGGGUGCUGUCGUUCUAACUGUUCAUAAAUCAAACUCGGUAGCCAUGAAUUUCUAUUUAAGUAAGAUGAGAUACAUUAUAUCAACUAUAUCACCAUCACGAGUUGAUCCAUUGAUAUGGAUUGAGAAGAGUUAUGAAAUUCUUUGCAAAGCGUUCAGUAAUGAGGCUAAAGCUAUCUUGGAGGAACCACUUGAGGAGGUUCAUCUGGUUUAACAAGGUGGUAAACUCGACGCUCUUCACCAAAGGGCAGAAUCCAGCUAUUGAGGUACUGGAGUGGAUAAUACAGUUCCAGCAGAAUGCAUUAAUUAUAGUAAUUUAGUUGCUGCAAUAUGUUCAGGAUUAUUAAUCUUGAACUCACAGAAUCACUACCAAUCUAGCAUAACUUUUCUCUCUUCUGUACAAAACCACCUGCAAUUGCACAAUGUAGAAAGAAAUUAUUACGUUUGGUUCUUCUGAUCACAGCGUAGUAAUUGCAUCUCGUGCUCACCAAUUGAAGCUAUUUGCAAUUAGCUAAGUUUGCUGCA